Messenger RNA from Hevea brasiliensis (rubber tree), 624 nucleotides. RefSeq lists its product as uncharacterized. Gene Ontology annotation, biological process: translation. NCBI's taxonomy places the organism in Eukaryota, Viridiplantae, Streptophyta, Magnoliopsida, Malpighiales, Euphorbiaceae. The transcript has 3 exons. The record is from RefSeq and is a predicted model, not a curated record. The coding region runs from base 98 to 412 and encodes 104 amino acids. Gene Ontology annotation, molecular function: structural constituent of ribosome. Gene Ontology annotation, cellular component: ribosome.
GGUGCGUUUUCAAUCAAAGUGCAGGAAGUUGUGCUUUUGGCUUUUUCCUAGUGUAAGAUUUUGGGAAUCAUCACAUUCUGGGUUGAGGUUAGGGACGAUGAAGUCGGUGGUGGGGAUGGUGGUGUCUAAUAAGAUGCAGAAGUCGGUGGUGGUGGCCGUCGACAGGCUUUUCCACAACAAGCUCUACAACCGCUACGUCAAACGCACUUCCAAGUUCAUGGCCCACGACGAGCACAACCUUUGCAACAUUGGCGAUCGAGUUAGACUGGAUCCUUCUAGGCCACUAAGCAAGCAAAAGCAUUGGGUUGUUGCUGAAAUUCUGAAGAAAGCACGGAUUUAUGUGCCACCAUCCGCUGAUAACCCUGUGGGUUUAGAUAGCAAAACUGAAGUGCAAACUUCUUCAACCUCUUGAGCUUAGAUCAAAUUCAAUGUGCCUUCUGGGUCGAUAUACAUUUCUUUCAAGAUACCUGGAAAUCAAGAUAGCCAACUCCUAAAGAGUUGCUAAGAAAGGAGCAUUCAAGAUGGUUCUUUGUUUACUUCCAAUUUUGUAUGCUAUUCUGUUUCAAAAAUAGCUGGAACUCCAUUUUGGUAACUUGUUGAUGAUGAGAAUUGAUUUUUUUUGCA